AUGGUUAAAAUCUGUGUCAUGUGCGGUAACGUCGAUGCUGUUAUUGGAGUUUCAUUACCACAGAUUUCCGUCAAACGUCGCACGCAGAUUUCUGUGGGUGCAGUUCGUGGAGACCAACGGUUUUGCUGUUCGCCCCACCUCAAUGCUCUGUUCAAGACAUUUCGUUCCUCGACUCGACUAUUUACCGAGUGCAAAUCGUCGCCGCCUCAUCAACGCGGCAGUGCCUUCAAUACAUUUGAUGAUAUUGAAGUCACAUACAUUAUUUAUGUAUUAUAUGAGGAACAUGAAGUCAGCAAGAAACAAAAAAGAGACAAAAUUAAAAGACGACUUAGGGUCUAUCCUUUAAAUUUAAAAAGACCAAUGUUUACCAUCUCCCAAAAUGGUCAGUUCCAGGUGACAUUUAUGACCCUUCGUAGUUAUCCAGAAGAAUUCAUAAAAUAUUAUCGAAUGUCGAUAAGAUCUUUUGAUGAGCUGCUAUCGCUGGUUAGACAAACAUUUUCAAAACAGCACACUGGUUUGCGUAUGCCAAUACCACCGGAAGAACGUCUGACAGUGACACUGAGGUAG
Aphis gossypii (cotton aphid) is the source of this 567-nucleotide messenger RNA. RefSeq lists its product as uncharacterized. The record is from RefSeq and is a predicted model, not a curated record. NCBI's taxonomy places the organism in Eukaryota, Metazoa, Arthropoda, Insecta, Hemiptera, Aphididae. The transcript has 5 exons. The coding region runs from base 1 to 567 and encodes 188 amino acids.